Molecule: messenger RNA, 1495 nt
Organism: Micropterus salmoides (largemouth bass)
Lineage: Eukaryota; Metazoa; Chordata; Actinopteri; Centrarchiformes; Centrarchidae
Gene: sftpbb
Product: surfactant protein Bb
Exons: 11
Coding region: 110-1183 (357 amino acids)
Biological process (GO): sphingolipid metabolic process
Cellular component (GO): lysosome
Source: RefSeq, a predicted model, not a curated record
AUUGGGGGCGACUAUCAACCUGUAUUUCCGGUGCGACCCAAAUAACAGCGUUGAUGUCACUGCAGACAAAAUAAUUUGCGCUUCACAUCGCUUUGUGCUCCUUCACAUCAUGUCAGCAUCUGGCUUUCUCCUGGUGGUCCUCGCGGUGUCUCUGUGGCCCGGAGACUCCAGGUUCAUCACAGACCCUUUGUCAUUCAUCGAAGACGAAUCCCUGACUUUGGAUAUCUGUUCAGAAUGCAGCCAGAUUGUCCAGCUGUCCGCCAACAUGAUUUCCAGCAGAGAUACGAAGGAGAAUGUAUAUGAAACCUUGCAUGCUCUGUGCCAACGCCUCCCAGGAGAGCAGGCAUCAGAGUGUGAUUCACAUGUGAAGAUGUAUUUGCCAAAAGUCCUGCAGCAAACACCUGGUCAUCUGAAACCAGGAGAGACCUGUAUGGGUUUUGGACUUUGUGCUGCCCACAACAAUGAGGAUCUACUGAAACUUACCCACCAUGGCACCAACAAAGACACAUCCAUCUCUGCACUCGGCACAGCCACCCGCACCCAUGAGCAGUUCAACCCAGCUUGCACCCUGUGUUUGUUUAUCAUCAAGAAACUGGAGACCCUGUUGCCACAAAAUAUGACCGAGGAUGCUUUAAAGAAACUCAUGGAAGAGGUCUGCGAUCUUGUGCCACAGAGCUACAAGGAGCGAUGUGAUGAUUUCGUUGAAAAAUACGGCGUGCAGAUAGUCGAAUUCCUCUUAUCGUCUGCAGCUCCUCAUACAAUAUGCACUCUAUUGCAUCUUUGUUUGUUCAAAGAGCAGCUUGUUCCAGAGGUGUCCCUCCCCUCGGACUGUGAGUCAUGCCGCACGCUGGCUGUGCUGAGCCGACUCCACCAAGGUCCUAACUCCACCGAACCUCAGACGACUUCUUUCCUCCAGUCUGUGUGUGUCCAUCACCCCAAUGCCAUCCCCAAGUGUGAGGUUUUCACCAAAAUCUAUGGCUCCCGACUGCAGAAGGUUUUGGGAAACCAGAUGGGCGGUCCACAUGCUUGUGAAAGAGCUGAUCUGUGCGUUGCCUCAAAGAAGUUGGAGCCGCUGGGAAUGAAUCGUUGUACUUGGGGACCAAGCUACUGGUGCAAAGACAUUCAAACUGCUCAAAAGUGUGGUAACCAGGCCUUCUGUGAGAAAUACAUGUGGAAGGAGUGAAACUGUCAGCCUGCAGCUAUGAAAAAUAGGUGCAAACAACUACUUUCUUUUAAUGAAUGUAUUAGUACAAUGUUUUUCUUUUUAUUACUUUUUGGGGAAAUGAUGCCAUUUCAGUCAAUCAGCCAAAUAUAUUCCUCAUCAAAUAUUCUGAUUUGCAUGGUGUUAUAAGACUGAGGCUGGAAUUCAGUCUGAAACAUUGAUUUCUGCAGGGUGUAACAGUUUUGUGAACAGUGUUAGUACAGAAAACGUGGUCCAUCAUUACAUAAGAUGAACUCUCAGUAUGUAUUAAAGACAACUGGCUACUCAACUAAA